AUGUCGAAUGUGUUGGGAGAUGAAUAUUACCCAUCAUUUGCACCAUUUCUUGGUUUCGGAGGAUGUGCAGCAGCAAUGAUGUUAUCAUGCGCCGGUGCGGCAAUCGGUACGGCAAAAUCAGGUAUUGGUAUCGCUGGUAUUGGUACUUUCACCCCAGAGUUGAUAAUGAAGUCAUUGAUACCAGUGGUUAUGUCUGGUAUAUUGUCAGUUUAUGGUUUAGUAGUGGCGGUGUUGAUUGCUGGUGGGUUAUCGCCAACUGAAAAGUACUCAUUGUUUAAUGGAUGCAUGCACCUAGCUUGCGGGUUAACUGUGGGGUUUGCAUGCUUGGCAUCAGGAUAUGCUAUUGGUAAUGUUGGCGAUGAAGGGGUGAGGCAGUUUAUGCAUCAGCCGAGGUUGUUUGUGGGAAUUGUAUUGAUUCUUAUUUUUGCUGAAGUGUUGGGUCUAUAUGGAAUGAUUAUUGCAUUGAUUUUGAAUACGAAAGGAAGUGGUUAA
Molecule: messenger RNA, 492 nt
Organism: Lodderomyces parapsilosis
Lineage: Eukaryota; Fungi; Ascomycota; Pichiomycetes; Serinales; Debaryomycetaceae
Gene: VMA11
Product: H(+)-transporting V0 sector ATPase subunit c'
Exons: 1
Coding region: 1-492 (163 amino acids)
Biological process (GO): proton transmembrane transport
Cellular component (GO): proton-transporting V-type ATPase, V0 domain
Molecular function (GO): proton-transporting ATPase activity, rotational mechanism
Source: RefSeq, a predicted model, not a curated record